AUGGCAACCCAGCUUGUUCAACUCCCAGAAGUGGAGCGCCUCAGCGCCUCAGUUGUGAGAAUUCUAGGCGGAAAUCCGGGGAAGUUCACACUCCAAGGCACAAAUACAUACUUAAUUGGUCGCGGCCACCAGCGAAUCUUAAUAGACACAGGCGAAGGCAAGCCCUCAUGGGCAGCAAACCUUCAAUCCGUGCUCUCGGCAGAAAAAGCAACAGUACACCAGGCACUCCUGACACACUGGCACGGCGACCAUGUCAGCGGGUUGCCAGAUCUACUCAAACUAUGUCCCCAAGCUCAGAUCUUCAAACACCAGCCUGAUUCCGAUCAGGCGGAUAUCCACGAGGGUCAGGUGUUCUCCGUUGAAGGUGCUACCUUGACAGCAUUCCAUACACCUGGACAUACCGUUGAUCAUAUGGUGUUUUUGCUUGAGGAGGAGAAUGCUAUGUUUACUGGUGAUAACGUCCUAGGCCACGGCACAGCCGUCUUCGAAACCCUCAAAACCUACCUCAACAGUCUCCACCGGAUGCGCGACCGCGUCUCCUCAGGCCGGGGAUACCCCGGACACGGGGCGGUGAUUGAGAACGCUGGCGCGCGGAUCACCGAGUACAUCAAGCACCGACAGCAGCGGGAAGACGAGGUCCUGCGUGUUCUGCGGUUUGGCAAGCUUGAUGUCGCGGCUGACGAGACCUCGCCGGAAGGCAAGCAGGCGUGGACACCUAUUGAGUUGGUUAAGUGCAUUUACGUUGGUGUUCCCGAGUCUUUACAUGUACCGGCUUCGCAUGGUGUGUUGCAGGUACUUAUAAAGCUUGAGGAUGAGGGAAGGACGGUUCAUGAUUCGGAGUCUGGGAAAUGGAGUCUUGUGAGUGAGAGGUCGGCUUUGUGA
This is a messenger RNA of Penicillium verrucosum, 882 nucleotides long. RefSeq lists its product as uncharacterized. The transcript has 4 exons. Bases 1 to 882 code for a protein of 293 amino acids. The record is from RefSeq and is a predicted model, not a curated record. Gene Ontology annotation, biological process: secondary metabolite biosynthetic process. NCBI's taxonomy places the organism in Eukaryota, Fungi, Ascomycota, Eurotiomycetes, Eurotiales, Aspergillaceae.